Messenger RNA from Naegleria gruberi, 1380 nucleotides. RefSeq lists its product as uncharacterized. The record is from RefSeq and is a predicted model, not a curated record. Lineage: Eukaryota; Heterolobosea; Eutetramitea; Acrasida; Naegleriidae. The transcript is spliced from 2 exons. The coding region runs from base 1 to 1380 and encodes 459 amino acids.
AUGUUUUUUGGCGCUCGCAGACAAAAGCACUAUCAAUCCGGCUCGGAGGCAAAUUCUUUGGAUGCAGUCUCUAAGAAAAUUGCAGAGGAUGUUCGUAAGGAAAUUAAGGACAUGAAGCACCCUUCUUUGUUUUCGAAAGAAUGGGUUGUAUCAUGUGAUUUAAUAGAAAAGAUUACCAAAGUAGUAUUGAUGGAAAGAGAGGAUUUAAAUUUUGAAGCCAUCACUGCUAAAUUGAAUAAGGAUGAAUCUAAAAAGAUUGAAGAAGAUAAACACUCGGAAACCUCCUCUAUUGCUGUUAACGAUGAACAAGGAAAUGACCACAGCAGCACUCAAGCAACCACUUCUUCAGGAGCUACCUCAGCCACCAAUACAAGUUUAGAUGAUAUUGAUGAAGAACAGCCAGUACCAAAGACAACAACAGUAAGACCAGGUACUGCCUCUCUAAUUAAUAAUCCUAGAAAGAAAAAGUCUAAUAUUCAAUUUGGAUCCAGUACAUUACACGGCUCUACAUUCUCAAACACACAGAAAAAGCCUCCAACUUCACCAAGCCGUCCAUCCACCUCAGGAUCAUCAAUAAUUUCAUCAUCUACUCAUUCUUCUGUAAAUCACAAGCAACAAGCUAUAACAACAAGUUUUUCUGGAGAUCAGACUCUUUGGGAUCGUGAUGAAUAUUGCAUUAGAUUUAUUGUUGAGGAAGGAAAAUUGAAUAUGCUCCUCAGAAUUCUGGACGAAUUUAAGGAUGAACAAGCAAAGAUUACUGGAGGACAAAAGACAAUGCAAGAAGUCUUGACAACUUCAGACAUUAAGGAUGAAACAGAGCUUACAAACAAAAUGAACAAAUUUGAAAUGAACCUUGCAGUCUUGAUGAUGUAUUCAUUCCAUUCCCUAGAAUCACUUCAAACACUUGACAUGUACCAAACUUUGGACUUGAUUAAUAAGAAUAUGAAUACAAAGACAUUUUUGGAUAACAAGUUAAAGCUUGGUGAUGAUGUAUACAAAACAACAGAGUACUUGGUUAUUGAUUAUCUUCGUUCUCUCUUUGUCCAUAUUGAAAAGUUAGAUGAAUCCAAGAUUUCAAACUUGACCAUUGAAAGAAAAUUACUUCCAAAACUCAUUCAAUUCCUCGAAAAGACCGUCUCUCACAUGGGAGAACAUGAAAUUAUUAGAUGUUUUGAGACAAUUUCUGCAAUUGCUGCAGCCGAAACAUUCCAAACUUCUAGGGAAAAAUACUUUGGAAGUGAUAAGGAUGUUAAAAUGGCUCUUGUAAAGAUGUAUGAUACUCAUGUCAAGAAGUUGUUGAAUAAUUAUGACAGAAAGAAAUCUUUGCGUUCACUUAUCGAUAUAGUGAAUCGUAUUAAAAUAGAAUAUGGAUUGGAUUAA